Molecule: messenger RNA, 789 nt
Organism: Naegleria gruberi
Lineage: Eukaryota; Heterolobosea; Eutetramitea; Acrasida; Naegleriidae
Exons: 1
Coding region: 1-789 (262 amino acids)
Molecular function (GO): zinc ion binding; ferrous iron binding; oxidoreductase activity, acting on single donors with incorporation of molecular oxygen
Source: RefSeq, a predicted model, not a curated record
AUGCCUUCAAGAAUUGCUCCACUCUUCAUAGGUCAUGGUUCUCCCAACCUCAUAGCUCAACCCCUGCACAACAUGUCCAUAUUUCUCUCCACUCUGUCCACACAAAUCCAUCCAAAAGCCAUUGUCAUAUUCACAGCUCAUUGGGAAGAAUCCAUUGAGAAUAGAGGUGUGUCCAUUUCAUUCCAUGAAAAUGAAUAUAAAACAAUGCAUGACUUUCAAGGAUUUUCAAAAUUGAGUCAUGUUUCGUAUCCUGCUAAAGGUUCGCCCGAAACUGCACAAUUAGUCGAAACUAAAUUGAAUCAAAAUGGGAUAAAAACAAGAAGGGAGUAUGAUAGAGGACUUGAUCAUGGGAGUUGGGUUGUUUUGGGACUAAUGUUUCCAGAUUCUAAUAUUCCAAUAGUUCAAUGCUCGAUUGACCCAACAAGUUCAGCCGAAACUCAUUUCAAAAUAGGUAAAGCAUUGAAAGAAUUGAGUGAAAUGGAAAUAUUAGUAAUUGCAAGUGGUGGCACUGUUCACAAUCUAUUGGAAACCAAUUCUAAAAAGAAAAAAACUGAAAGAUGGGCCGAAGAAUUUGACAAUUGGCUAAUUGACAAGAUUUCACAAUGGAAUUUGAAAGAACUCUUCUCAUACCGUGAGCAUGCUCCUCAUCAUCAAUUGGCAAUUCCUAGAAGUGAACAUUUCCUUCCCCUCUUCAUAGUCAUGGGAAUGGCUCAAGAUGAAACAAGUGGAAAGGUUCUCUUUCGUCAAUAUGACUUUGGCUCACUAAGCUACCUGAGCUUUUCCUUCUAA